Molecule: messenger RNA, 926 nt
Organism: Gymnodraco acuticeps
Lineage: Eukaryota; Metazoa; Chordata; Actinopteri; Perciformes; Bathydraconidae
Exons: 5
Coding region: 201-908 (235 amino acids)
Source: RefSeq, a predicted model, not a curated record
AUAGGACAAGGUAACAAUAACAAGAGUGAGAAAAUGAUGACAUAAAAUAAUGACAUGUUCAGCUCUUUCCCUGUUUAAAAAAGGGCAGCUCAUUUGCACUUUCCAGGUUCUCCUCAUCGACUCGUCAACAAAUCUACAGGUGAUCUUUGAGAUUAAAAUGUGUUCUUGCGGUUUUCUUUCAACCAUUAGGUCUUCAAACAAUGAAUAUGCAGCUAUGCAAAUACAACACCUUCCGAAGGCAUGCCAGGAUGUUCAUUGAGCCAGCGAUUGUUUCUUACUGGCAAAAAUCACAGGAAGGCAUGCUACAGAAGCUCCAUGCAGAGGAGAAAGUGAUAGUUGGUGGUGAUAUGAGGGCUGACUCUCCAGGCCACUAUGCAAAGUUCGGAAGCUACACUAUGAUGGACCUGAAGAACAACAAAGUCGUUGACCUCCAGUUGGUUCAGAGCAAUGAGGUUGGUGGAAGCUACCACAUGGAGUUAGAGGGCCUGAAAAGGAGUCUGGAGUUGUUAAAGGAACGUGGUGUGACUCUGGACUGUAUUGUCACGGACAGACAUCUGCAAAUUCAGAAAUUCCUAAGGGAAAGCAGCAUCACCCAAUUCUUUGAUGUGUGGCACAUAGAAAAAGGGAUUUCUAAGCAACUGGAGAAGGCUGCAAAAAAGAAGGACUGCGAAAAACUUCGAGGGUGGGUGAAGAGUAUAAGAAACCACAUAUACUGGACUGCAGCAACCUCCACCACCGGGCCUGAGAGAGUGGCCAAAUGGUUCCCUAAGUGCCUUCAUCCACUGCGCAUUGCGCAAUACCAAUGGAUGGCUGCAGGAACGCCGGCCUUUCACAAGCUGGAGACAAUUCUCUCAACCAAGAGGAUUUUGAAAGCUGUGGCCAAACUCAGCCCACACCACCAGACUUGAUCUUUGGAGUCAUUCCAU